Messenger RNA from Aphanomyces astaci, 615 nucleotides. RefSeq lists its product as hypothetical. The coding region runs from base 86 to 517 and encodes 143 amino acids. The transcript is spliced from 3 exons. Lineage: Eukaryota; Oomycota; Saprolegniomycetes; Saprolegniales; Verrucalvaceae. The record is from RefSeq and is a predicted model, not a curated record.
UCUAAACUUACAGGGUAAACUCGUUUCUUUAACGGCCCCAUCUCUAUCCCAUCUGUGUCAAAGCAUCACAAUCGAAUCCGUCACGAUGAAUCAACUGCUUGAAGUCGAAUUCGUGCACUUCCCAUCGCAUGUCGACACGUUUCGCGUGCGCGUCGACACGAGCGACGGCCACCUCCCGUUCAAACUGUGGGUCGAGAACACCACUUCCAAACACGAAUGGGCGGGCGUGUUCCACGAGCUGAAUGCUACGAGUGACGUGUUGCCCUGGCAUGACGUUCUUGCGAUGCUCAAGUCGUCGCUAGUAGCGUCGAGCACCAAGUCGAACGUGCCUGCCGACGUGGACUUGGUCGACGGACCCAACGGCCAUGUGGAGAUGACGAUGGGCCAGUACAAGUUCAACCUGGCGCCUGUGGAUGCCGACACGACCACCAAGCUGGAAGACCGCGUGCAUGCCUUGGAGGCACAAGUGACCGAGCUCAAGAAAACCACCGAGUGGCUGCAGCAACAUCAAAAAUAAGAGAGCUUAUUUUGUGAUAACAAGGCUAUAGAUCAAUAAAAGGCAUUGCAUUUGCUGAAUACGGUUAUAACGCUAAACAGUACAGUUCAUUAUUCCAA